AUGCAACUACUAGCCUUUCAAGCACUCUUGCUGCUGCUUCUUCUUCUUCUUCUACCGCCACGCCUUAUACUAUCUACCUCUGAAACCACCACUUCUUCCGGCCAUGCAAUACCGUACCCCGCCUUUGAAAUCUUUAAUGUUAAAGAAACCAUAGCCGCCGAGACAAAAAUUCGAGCCCCAAAUGAAUACAAUGAACUAACUUCUGAUGAUCAUAGUGAUGUGAAGAAGAACAAGACGUGGAAGCUUCACUUGGUUCAUAGAGAUAAGCUUUCUUUUGCCUGGUUGAAUGACCAUCACCGCCGUUUCGAAGCUCGCAUGAAAAGGGACGUUAAAAGGGUGGGUAGCUUGAUUCGCCGUCUGAAAGCCGGCCAUGGAGGAGGUGGUGGUGGAAAGGCUAGUUAUGAGGUGGAGGAUUUCGGAUCAGAUGUGGUUUCCGGCAUGGACCAAGGUAGUGGAGAAUACUUUGUGCGGAUUGGUGUUGGAAGUCCAGCCAGGAGUCAAUACAUGGUGAUUGAUUCUGGCAGUGAUAUUGUCUGGGUCCAAUGUCAACCUUGUAGCCAGUGUUACCAUCAGUCGGAUCCAGUAUUUGACCCGGCAGAUUCGGCUUCAUUUGCCGGGGUGUCGUGUAGCUCCUCGGUUUGUGAUCAAGUCGAAAAUUCGGGUUGUCAUGCGGGUCGGUGCAAGUACGAGGUCUCGUAUGGUGACGGGUCUUACACUAAAGGUACACUCGCCCUCGAGACGCUCACCAUUGGACACACACAGGUCCAAAGCGUGGCCAUUGGAUGCGGUCACAUGAAUCGGGGCAUGUUUGUUGGAGCUGCCGGGUUGUUGGGUCUUGGAGGGGGAUCCAUGUCGCUCGUGGGUCAAUUAGGCGGGCAAACGGGUGGAGCCUUUAGUUAUUGCCUCGUGAGUCGGGGCACAGACUCAUCCGGGUCACUGGAAUUCGGCCGCUCGGUAUUACCCAUAGGCGCUGCAUGGGUACCACUACUCCGAAACCCGAGGGAACCAAGUUUUUAUUUUAUUGGGCUUUCGGGUCUUGGGGUCGGUGGCAUGCGGGUUCCAAUAGGCGAGAACAUUUUUCGACUCACUGAAUCCGGCGACGGAGGAGUGGUGAUGGACACCGGGACUGCCGUAACAAGGCUACCAACCGCAGCCUACGUGGCUUUCCGCGACAUAUUUCUCGCCGAAACAGCCAAUCUUCCUCGAUCGCCUGCUAUUUCAAUAUUUGACACAUGCUAUGACUUGAACGGGUUUGAGACCGUUCGGGUACCAACCGUAUCGUUUUUCCUGUCGGGUGGACCGAUCCUAACUCUUCCAGCUAGGAACUUCCUCAUUCCAGUGGAUGAAAAGGGCACAUUUUGUUUUGCAUUUGCUCCAUCACCUUCAGGACUUUCCAUAAUAGGGAACAUUCAACAAGAAGGUAUACAAAUCUCUUUUGAUGGAGCAAAUGGUUUUAUGGGAUUUGGGCCCAAUGUUUGCUGA
Messenger RNA from Fraxinus pennsylvanica, 1482 nucleotides. The record is from the annotation of a GenBank genome assembly. Lineage: Eukaryota; Viridiplantae; Streptophyta; Magnoliopsida; Lamiales; Oleaceae.